AAUAAAAUGACUUUGACUCCAACUUAACAAUAUGAAGUUAUCUAAACAAUACUUUGAUUUAAAUGGUAUGGUGAGAAAGAAAUGGAUAAGCUCAUAAACAGAUGGAAUACAAAGAGGUGAGGUGCACCCAAUGUAGUAGGUGGAAUACAAAGGGCUUAACAAAAGAGGUGCACCCAAUGUAGAAGCUCCCCACGUUCCACCCAACCCCUUGCCAUUUUCUUUUUGUUAUUAUCACAUAAUAGGAUUCACUUUUCGGUUAACUCUUUUUUCUUCUUUACUACAAUUAUUACAAAGAAAGUUGAAAGAAUAAAAAGGGAAUAUUGAAGAGCCACACCCAAUUCCAUUUUAAAACUUAUAUUCCCUCCCACAACUCUGUGGAGAUUGAAGCUAAAUCCAGUGUGACCGUUUGAUUAGUUCAUCUUGGUUGCGCUUAUUUAAGGCAAAUAUAGGCUAGUUAGUUCAAUUUUCUGGGGGAGAGAUUAAAGCACUUUACACUCAACAGCUUCAUCUAUAUCUAUAACAAAAAACCAACCAAUUCAACAAACUCUCCUAUAUCAACACUCCCCAUCUCUCCUCCCUCCAAAGCAUCCAUCAUUCUCUUUUGCUUUCUGAAAUUCUCAUCAACUCCUUGAUACCAAAUCAAAAACCAAAACAAGGAUUUCGAGAAUGGCUUUCCAUGGAUGCUGCUUCACUUUGGCUUUGGCUCUUCUCCUUCACAUCCUUGUCAUCCUCUUCACUCCCAACACUAUUCUUCCAGCUAAUGCUCAUAGAUCAAGUAACUCCCCUCCUGCCAUGAAGUUGAACGUGAUUGAUCGAUGCUGGAGAAGGAGCCGUAACUGGCAGAGGCACAGACAACUGCUCGCAACCUGCUCGGUGGGUUUUGCUGGGAAGAUGACUAACAAUAUUGGAACAGACUUGAUACGCUAUGAAGUUACAGAUCCUAGUGACCACCCCUUGAAUCCCAAGCCAGGAACUCUCAGAUUCGGUGCCACCAACAUUAAAGGAAAGGUGUGGAUAACAUUCAAACAAAGCAUGAGAAUCAAACUCGAGAAACCGCUACUCAUUAGUAGUUUCACCACCAUUGAUGGGAGAGGUGCCAGCAUUCACAUUGCAGGAGGUGCAUGCCUCUUGCUUCAUGAGGUGACUAAUGUAAUCAUCCACGGUAUCCGGAUUCACCACUGCCGAGCCCAAAUGCCUGGUCAAGUGUUGGGUCCAGAUUCAAAGAUGAUGGAGCUGGGUCAUGUAGAUGGGGAUGCAAUCAGGCUGGUUGCAUCCUCACAAAUUUGGAUAGAUCACAAUACACUCUACGAGUGCCAGGAUGGUCUCCUGGAUGUCACCCGUGGUUCUACAGACAUCACCAUCUCAAACAACUGGUUCAGAAAUCAUGAUAAAGUUAUGCUCCUAGGCCAUGAUGAUGAGUAUCUUCAAGACAAGAACAUGAAGGUAACAGUUGCCUUCAACCAUUUUGGUCCUAAUUGCUACCAGCGGAUGCCAAGGGUCCGCCAUGGAUAUACACAUGUAGUCAACAAUCUCUAUCUGGGAUGGGAACAGUAUGCCAUAGGAGGAAGCAUGAACCCUAGCGUUUUGAGUGAAGCAAACCUCUUUAUUGCACCAGAAUCAGGGACGAAAGAGGUAACCUGGAGACAAGACAACAAUGAAAAUGGAAGAUCAUGGAAUUUUCAGUCUGUGAGGGAUGUUUUUGAAAAUGGAGCUCAUUUCAGCCAAACAGGUGACUCUGCAAAAAGGCCACACUAUAACCAUCUACAGACGUUCCGAGUUGCAGAUGCCAAAGCAGUAAGGCCAAUUACAAGGUCAUCAGGUGCUUUGCGAUGCCGUAAAAGAUCCAGAUGCUGAAUCAAGACUGAAGGAGAAAAAUGGCCAAUUCCUGUAUGAGGAUAGGACUACAUAGAAACAGAUUCCUUCUCUGGCUGUAUAACAUAUUUUGGUUUCUACUUUGCUUUGUUCAAUACAGUAUUCACUGAAACCUAGUUUAGGUCAGAGAGAGAAUAUUUGUACUAAGAAACAAAGCAUAUGCUUGAACAUCAAUAAAACAACAAUGAAGAAAUAGAAUGUUGGACCA
Messenger RNA from Vitis vinifera (wine grape), 2080 nucleotides. RefSeq names its product probable pectate lyase 4. Gene Ontology annotation, molecular function: pectate lyase activity. The coding region runs from base 667 to 1854 and encodes 395 amino acids. The record is from RefSeq and is a predicted model, not a curated record. NCBI's taxonomy places the organism in Eukaryota, Viridiplantae, Streptophyta, Magnoliopsida, Vitales, Vitaceae. The transcript has 4 exons.